Messenger RNA from Chaetomium strumarium, 683 nucleotides. RefSeq lists its product as uncharacterized. Lineage: Eukaryota; Fungi; Ascomycota; Sordariomycetes; Sordariales; Chaetomiaceae. The coding region runs from base 147 to 533 and encodes 128 amino acids. The record is from RefSeq and is a predicted model, not a curated record. The transcript has a single exon.
CCAAGAUACCGGCCGGCGUCGACUCGGUUAGCAUAUAGCCUAGGGACACUACCAUCUUGCCUAGUAGCAACGACUAGAAGCGUUCGUAGGGCGGGUUCUGGACGGCCCUGAGUGCCGAGGAGGUGAACAGUACGACGCCGAUCGAUAUGACCACGGCCACCCCGACGCCAACCGUCGGUGGGACCGGCGCUUCGGGCCCUGACUCGAAGGAGAAGCAAUCUUGGCUGUCGACUGGGGCGAUCGCGGGAAUUGCCAUCGGCUCAGCCGUUGCCGGGAUGGCGCUGGUUGGGAUUGUGGUGCUGUUCUGGUGCCGGGGGAGGAAGCGCCAAGUGGCUCCUCAAGCCGGGGAGAUCCAAGCUGCUCCGCCGGCUGUUGGCACUUCCUACUAUGACGGGAAAGAGCCCGGCUGGGGCGGGGUAAUGGCUGAAGCGCCAGAUUCAUUGCACAAGAUUCAUGAAAUGCCGCCGCCGGACAGAGUUUAUGAGAUGGCGGGUGAUCAUCCUGAGGCCAUCGGGUGGGGCUUGGCGCGGUGAUGCUUUCCAGGCUCAUCCUUUGACUGUUUCCGACUAGUACUGUUACUUCAACCCGUCAAGUGUAUAUAUACUUCAUUUAGGAAUGCGACUGAGGGACACCAAGAGUUUCAUGGAUGUAGAUUUUUUGUUUGGUUAGGUCCUUAAUCCAUG